CUUUGUCCCUGUACAGUAGGGCAGUGGGUUCCCUGCAUGUGGCCUCCUCGCUGACGUCAUCUUUCAACUGCCACAGUUGUGUGUUGUUCCCCUUCCUCCUCAACAAACUCCUCUCAGCCUUCACCCAUCUCAAAAGUUCCUUUCUACUUGCGCCGAGAGAACGCUGAAUAUUUCCGAUGCAUUCGCGCUUCACUUUGAUUUAGGAAAUGAAUGUGUCUCGCCGCUCAAUGGAGGAGUUCUGUUGAACUGGCGUGCUGGGGAAGCUGCCCGAAGCAAACAGAGCAGAAAAGGCUUCGAUUUCAGAGAACGGAUAAGACCCAAAGGGAGACGAGAGGAAGAGAGAGAGAAAGAGAGAGACAGAGCGAGAGAGCAUCUGGCUGAACAUCCCUGAGGAUGAAGAAAAGCAACAGUGCCCAUGGGGUUCUACCGGGUGAUGAGCCUUCCGUUGGACAACUUUCCACCGGCAGCACGCUCGGGGUAGAUGUGUGCAAGGUCCACAGGCGGUUCUCCGGCAACCUGCAGCUGCCUCCGUUGUCAUGGCGACAGUUGGAAAAGGAUAGGGACAAGGUCAGGUCGCUAACACCUGAAGAGGAUCCAGUGACCUGGACCAGACCUACAAGUCUGCCCAUCUCCUCUCUGCCCCGGAUCGACAUCACGCAGGCGGAACCCGACGGCUUUGAAGGGGAAAAUGGUCCGUCGUUGUGCUGCAGUCCCUCUGAGCUGCAGGCGUCGCCGGGUUCAGGUCUGGUUCUCCAUCCCAACCAGGCGGGCCACGGCCAGCGCCGCGAGUCCUUCCUCUACCGCUCUGACAGCGACUACGAACUGUCGCCCAAGUCCUUGUCUCGAAACUCUUCCAUUGUUGGAGAACUGCAUGGGGAGGACUUGAUUGUGACUCCAUUUGCUCAGGUUCUGGCAAGCCUUCGCACUGUCAGAAACAACUUCACCACCUUGACCAAUGUACAGUGUGCCUCCAAUAAGAGGUCUCCUGCUACCAAUCAGCCCACUCUCACCAAAGUCUGUCUGUCAGAUGACUCCUACCAGAAGCUGGCUAUGGAGACCAUGGAGGAGCUGGACUGGUGUCUGGACCAGCUGGAGACCAUCCAGACCUACCGCUCCGUCAGUGACAUGGCCUCCAACAAGUUCAAGAGGAUGCUGAACCGGGAGCUAAGCCACCUGUCUGAGAUGAGCCGCUCAGGCAACCAAGUUUCCGAGUACAUCUCCAACACCUUCCUAGAGAAGCAAAAUGAGUUGGAGCUUCCGUGUCCAGUUCCUAAGUCCAGGGAAAGGAAGAGGAGACAAAAGCAGCAACUGCAGCAGCAGCAACAGCAGCAGCAGAGUGGGAUGAUGACUCAGAUCAGCGGGGUGAGGAAGGUCAGCCACACACCAAGCAUCUGUGCAAGCACGAACAAUCGCUUUGGGGUGAAGACCGACCAGGAGGAGCUGCUGUCGAAGGACCUGGAGGGCAUUAACAAAUGGGGCUUAAAUAUCUUCCAAGUGGCCGAGCACUCCCGCAAUCGCCCGCUUACAUCCAUCAUGUACUCCAUCUUCCAGGAGCGAGACCUGAUGAGGACGUUCAAGAUUCCAACGGACACCUUUGUGACGUUCAUGCUGACCUUAGAGGACCACUAUCACUCCGACGUGGCUUACCACAACAGCCUGCACGCGGCUGACGUAGCCCAGUCCACACACAUCCUCCUGUCCACUCCUGCACUGGAUGAGGUGUUCACAGAUCUGGAGAUCUUGGCGGCCAUUUUUGCUGCAGCCAUUCAUGACGUGGACCACCCAGGAGUGUCUAACCAGUUCCUCAUCAACACCAACUCCGAGCUGGCUCUGAUGUACAACGAUGAGUCAGUGCUGGAGAACCACCACCUGGCUGUGGGCUUCAAACUGCUGCAGGGGGAUAACUGCGACAUCUUCCAAAACCUCACCAAGAAGCAGAAGCAGACGCUGCGGCGGAUGGUCAUCGACAUGGUGCUGGCAACCGACAUGUCCAAACACAUGAGCCUGCUGGCUAAUCUGAAGACGAUGGUGGAAACCAAGAAGGUGACCAGCUCUGGAGUUCUGCUGCUGGACAACUACACAGACAGGAUGCAGGUUUUGCGUAACAUGGUUCACUGUGCGGACCUGAGUAACCCGACCAAGCCCCUGGAUCUGUACCGGCAGUGGACAGACAGGAUCAUGGAGGAGUUCUUCCACCAGGGAGACCGGGAGAGAGACAGGGGAAUGGAGAUCAGCCCAAUGUGCGACAAACACACAGCUUCGGUGGAGAGAACACAGGUUGGCUUCAUUGAUUACAUUGUCCACCCUCUGUGGGAGACGUGGGCAGACCUGGUCCACCCUGACGCCCAGGACAUCCUGGACACACUGGAGGACAACAGGAACUGGUACCAACGCAUGAUCCCCCAGAGUCCCUCCCCUCCGUUCUACACCAGCGACGGGGAAAGCGGCCAACCCGGGGAGUUGGAGGGGGGCCCCGUGGCGAGUAAAUUCCAGUUUGAGCUGACCCUGGAUGACCAGGAUGAACGGGACGCAGGCGGCGAGAACGCCGUGAUGGAGACGGCUGGCGGCGUGAUACUUGAACAACACGCCUGUGACGGGGACAGGGUGGAAAUGACGACGUGCGACAUCUCGCCUGCGGAAACAUAGCCAGACUGACGGUGUUCUAAGAGGCCGGCAAGUUUUGCUGGUUCGGCUGAAUUCAUUUAAUUGCAGUAGAGCAAUCCUGCAAUGUCGCUCUUUGGAGCUGCCCGGCAAAAGAGGGCCCGAAUGAAUGGGGGGGCCACCCGUGAAAAGGAGGCUUGGAAACCCCUUCGGCAGUUUGUUUUGAGCCCCCCCUUCGGAAGGGAGCCGGAAGAGGCGUGUUGCUUAAAGAAGGGACUGCUGUCAGACUGCUGAGGCAGGACUGAAUCUCACAGACACAGAAGGUGUUUGUUUCUGUGUACUGGGACUAGUAAAAAAUCCAAAUUUGCACUUCAGGACGUUUUUUUAUUAUGUUCAUUUUAAUUAUUCAUAUUGUGUCUGGACGGGAUGCCACCUGGUGAAAUGCCCAACCAGAAAUGACUAUUCGGCAAGUUUUUAUUUUUAACGUUUUUGUUUUUUUACGCUCGAGUUGUGUGCCUUUUUUCUUUUCUUAUUUUUUUUCAACAAUCGUUUGUCUUUGUAAGUCUUUUUAUAAUUUAUUGAACACAUUUGUGUAGCUGUAAAAGGUGUCAACUUUUCUACAAUAAGGAUGCGUUUCUCUCACACAGUCUUCCUCGUGUUCUGGGAGUAUGAGCUUGUUCUGUGGAUGUAUUUCUAAAAUCAGACAACUUCCCAGCACAAUCUGCACUUUGUGGCAUAGGACAAGGAGACCUCAGAAAACAUGAGUAACAUUACAUUUAUGUAAAACAUGUUUUCUUCAAUAAUUCACUUUUCACAAGCAAUUUCCCUCUUUGAUGAAAAUGAUAUUUUGUAUUUCGAGUCCAAAAACUAAACCAACUCCAAAGAUCCUGUCAAGAAAGCACUUUGAUGAUUUCACUGCCACCUCUAAAGAGUGUGAACCCGUGCUUGAAGAGUCAGUAGUGAAGAAAAUCAAACCUGUGACCGGAAGGGAAAUUGAUCCCCGACGCUGCCAUUUAACUGGGUGACGAGUUCAGUCAAAUGAAAGGUUAAAACUCUCUGCAAGAGUUCUGUCUCUGCCUUGUAAUCCCCCUGGUUCAUCCGCUCACAUGGAUAGGCUUCACGUCCUGGAUCAUUCUGAGCUACGGACGACUGUGCACAUUUAAAAAGACACCUGUUAGUAAUAUAAUAAUUGUAUUGUAGUUUCUAUUCCAGCACUUUGAAUCUGUCGACAGUCUUCAGCACGUUGCUGAUCUGUCCAACACUACCUUAAAGGUACCACAAUGUAAGGUGCAAACUUCCGAAUAAACGGUGGGGGGUCCCGAUAUCGGGUCAUUACCCGAUACCUUCCGGCGUGUCUGGGUGCGUGAAAGUGUGUGUGUGUGUGUGCGUGUGUAAACCGAGUCGCACAAUCUUGUUGCACCGAGCUGUGUUGUGCCAACACUGUAUUUAUUAUCCUCCUCCUUGUAUAUGAUAAUAUUGAUUGUUAAUAUUUCCUGUAUAUUUGUUAUUAUUUAUAUGCACUACCCCGUAUCGAAUCGGUUUGACUGAACUUGUCUGGUGGUUCUGUCUUACUGUUUUUUGUCAGCUGUUUUGCUAUACAACCGUAACAUGAAGUUAUGCAGCUCGAUUUUGAUAAUUUGGGACGUUUGUUUUUAAAAUUCCAGCCAUGAAAUGGUGGACAGUCGGAACCAGCCACACGUUGUGUGGUGCAGAAGAGGUUCUGCAUUUGUUUUUGUCUUUUUUCCCGGUGGAUUAUGAAGGCUGGAUUACUGCAGUAUUUUGUGUACGGUGACUGGUCAUUGUACAGCUAUUGGAAUAUUUGCUGAAAUAUACUGCAUUGUUUCAAAUAUAUUUUUUCAGUGUUUUUCCUCACAAUAUAUGGUAAAAUUGUGUAUGUAGUGCUCAAGAAAUGUUUUCUAUCAGAUGAAUAAAAUGGGCAUGUACUACAGAAA
This is a messenger RNA of Gasterosteus aculeatus aculeatus (three-spined stickleback), 4553 nucleotides long. Its product is annotated as 3',5'-cyclic-AMP phosphodiesterase 4B. Lineage: Eukaryota; Metazoa; Chordata; Actinopteri; Perciformes; Gasterosteidae. Gene Ontology annotation, biological process: signal transduction. Gene Ontology annotation, molecular function: 3',5'-cyclic-nucleotide phosphodiesterase activity. The record is from RefSeq and is a predicted model, not a curated record.